AUGAAUGCAGUAAUGCACCACUUUCUUCGUCUUAUAUAUUCACCUUUCUUUUCAGAUACCCUCAUCAUUACAUACAGUAACCCCCGUUUAGAUGACUUUUCUGAUCUCCUCCGUCUCCAUUCCCGAUUUCCUAUAAAUGCUGCCACGCCAAUCCAUUCUUCAAACCCCACUUCCCAAAUGGCUACCACCACUUUCAGUUUUGUCACCAUUCUCGUAUGUUUUAUUAGUCUAUCACCAUUUUCCCUCUUGGAAGCAACAGCCAACCAUGCUCCUGGCUUCACUCUGAGUCUUAUUCAUCGAGAUUCUCCUCUUUCCCCACUUUACAACCCAAACCAUACAGAUUUUGAUCGUUUGCGCAAUGCUUUUUAUCGUUCCGUAUCACGUAUCAAUAAUGUCUUCAAGCCUAAGGCAAUUGAUAUAAGUGCAUUCCAAAACGACUUGACACCAAACGGGGGGAAUACUUCAUGA
This is a messenger RNA of Dovyalis caffra, 468 nucleotides long. The record is from the annotation of a GenBank genome assembly. Lineage: Eukaryota; Viridiplantae; Streptophyta; Magnoliopsida; Malpighiales; Salicaceae.